Molecule: messenger RNA, 774 nt
Organism: Cryptomeria japonica (Japanese cedar)
Lineage: Eukaryota; Viridiplantae; Streptophyta; Pinopsida; Cupressales; Cupressaceae
Product: pentatricopeptide repeat-containing protein CRR2, chloroplastic-like
Exons: 2
Coding region: 1-774 (257 amino acids)
Biological process (GO): RNA modification
Molecular function (GO): RNA binding; protein binding
Source: RefSeq, a predicted model, not a curated record
AUGCCACUUGUCAUCCACUUGUCAUCUCAAUCUCACACUCUGCUUACUACACCCAAACCCCCUGAAGACUGCUCUACGUAUCUUCAAUUAUUGCAGACAUUUAUUCUCAAGAACGCGCUUUCACAAGGAAAAGAGGUUCACUCUUUCAUCGUUCACAGGGGAUUCGCCUUUGCUACACGCAAACCUUUUCAUAAUAAGCUUAUUUUCAUGUAUGUCAAGUGUGGAAGUUUGGUGGAUGCCAGAAAAGUCUUUGACCAGAUGAAAGAGCGAGACAUCAUCUCAUGGAAUACGAUUAUUACAGCAUACAGAAGACAUGGUUAUCCUCAAGAGGCAGUCACGCUGUUUCACCAUAUGCAGCAAACAGGUCUUCAACCCGAUCAGUUUACGUUGCCAACGUACUGCCAGCCUGUUAAGGCAGAUAAUGUUGAUAAUAGAAAGAUUUUAGAGAAACCGGCACAAACAAUUGACUCUCAGGAAAGUGAGAUACCAACACAAACAGAACAACUGGCAGAGCUUGAAAAACCUAUAGAAGACAAAGGUACUAACACAGGGCCAUUGAAGACCAAGAAACUGGCAGUAGAACUUUCAAAGAAACAAACAGAUGCAGAGGUUCAUGUUGAGACUAAAAAACUAGCAGUUAUAGAGACACUAAAACAAUUUGAGAGACCAUUAAAGGUUGAGGUGCAAACACAGAAAGAUCCACCAGAGGAAAAUAAAAGCAAAAUGGAUACAUCUGAUGGAAACAAAGAGGAUAUAGUCAAGGUGAUUGGUUAG